GUCACUAACAAAAAGUGUGCUAUGCGCUCUGACUUACUUAGGGUGGUGUGUUCAUUGUUUGAGGCUUACGCCACAAUACACAUAUUUGAGCUUGGUCAAACAAUUGAUGGACUAUAUUCAGAACAUUAUAAAUCCGCUAUAUGUGCGUGGCUUCUCUCUGCUAAAACUGGUGUCUCGGUUUGUUGAGCUUUUGAGCUGCAUCUUCAUGAAGGAGACUUUGAGGUACUUAGCAGGAAUUGCAGGCCCCAGUGGGUAUGGCUCGAAUGCCACGGCUGAGCAAGUCACUGUGGAUUGUUCUUACUUGCUUCCUUCUCACCUCACUGCCAUCAUCACAGGGGCUACGUCAGGAAUUGGAGCAGAAACAUCAAGAGUGUUAGCAAAGAGAGGGGUCAGAAUAGUAAUACCAGCAAGGAACUUGAGAAAAGCAGCUGAAGUGAGGGACAAGAUUUUGCAGGAAUCUCCAAACGCCAAAAUCAUAUUGUUGGAGAUCGAUCUCAGCUCCUUCACUUCCAUUAAAAGAUUCUGCGCUGAGUUCUUGUCUCUUGGACUGCCACUUAACAUCCUUAUAAACAAUGCAGGAGUAUUCUCCCAAAAGUUGGAGUUUUCGGAAGAGAAGAUUGAGAUGACAUUCGCAACAAAUUACCUAGGACAUUAUCUACUGACAGAAAUGCUACUAGAGAAAAUGAUAGAAACGGCAUCACAAUCAGGCGUAGAAGGAAGGAUCAUCAACGUUUCCUCAGUCAUUCACAGCUGGGUAAAGAGAGACUCUUUCCGCUUCAACCAGAUCAUCAACCCCAAAAUUUACAACGGCACGCGCGCAUAUGCUCAGUCGAAGUUAGCCAAUGUUUUGCAUGUCAAGGAAAUGGCAAGACAGCUCAAGGCAAGGAAUGCCAGAGUUACCAUUAAUGCGGUCCAUCCAGGCAUAGUGAAGACUGGAAUUGUCAGAGCACAUAAAGGCUUUAUUACAGAUUCCCUGUACUUCAUUGCAUCCAAGCUACUGAAGACUAUAUCUCAGGGAGCAUCGACAACAUGUUAUGUUGCUCUGAGCCCCAAGACAGAAGGGAUCAGUGGUAGAUACUUUGCAGAUUGUAAUGAGAGUACCUGCUCCAGUCUAGCAAACGAUGAACAUGAAGCAAAGAAGCUAUGGAAGCGGACAACUACAUUGAUCCAGAGACGACUCCGGCAAUAGACAGAUAUUCGAUGUACCUUUUGUAAAGUUACAGCAGUUAGGAGACGUGUACAUAAGGUUAUGUAUUCAAGACUACAGAAGGCACACACAGCAGUAGGCUUAUUGGUGGGGAAAGCAAAAGCAA
This is a messenger RNA of Syzygium oleosum, 1313 nucleotides long. RefSeq names its product short-chain dehydrogenase TIC 32 B, chloroplastic. The transcript is spliced from 8 exons. NCBI's taxonomy places the organism in Eukaryota, Viridiplantae, Streptophyta, Magnoliopsida, Myrtales, Myrtaceae. The record is from RefSeq and is a predicted model, not a curated record. Bases 107 to 1189 code for a protein of 360 amino acids.